Molecule: messenger RNA, 1137 nt
Organism: Phaeodactylum tricornutum CCAP 1055/1
Lineage: Eukaryota; Bacillariophyta; Bacillariophyceae; Surirellales; Neidiaceae
Exons: 1
Coding region: 1-1098 (365 amino acids)
Source: RefSeq, a predicted model, not a curated record
AUGUCGAUUCGAUCGAAGCAAACCACCGAAUUCCAUUUCGAAAGGGUAUUGCUCUAUGGAAAAAGAAAGAAGAGUCUUCCACCCAAAAGUUGUCUUGUUUUCAAGGUGACGGACAUGACUUGUUUUAAUUCUGUCUCACAACCGACGAGUUGCUGGAUUGUUCAGGUUUUUCUUGUCCCUAUUUGUGUUGCAGACGUAUCAGAUGCCAUGAGUAGAACUUGUCGAACAGCGAUUCUGGUCACGGGCUCAACUGAUGGUAUAGGAUUAACCACGGCAAAAAAUGUAGCCAGUCGUGGGUAUGAUGUUAUUAUCCAUGGUCGCGAGACCACUCGCCUGGACCAAGCACGUAAAGCAGUGCACGCUUAUGCAGUGCAGCACUCGAGCGAUCCAGGCCGUCUCUUCCCACUGCCGCCAGCAGAUUUCUCCAGUAUUCGGGAAUGUCACGGCUUUGCGCACGAUGUCCGCAAUCUUUGCAAGGAGAAAGAUCUGCAGCUCUGCGUACUCAUGAAUAAUGCUGGCGUGUAUUCGGAAAAGCACAUCAUUACAGAAGACGGACUCGAGCAGACAUUCGCCGUAAACGUUGUGGCGCCGUUUAUUGUCACAUCGCUCUUGUUACCGACGUUGCUCCAGCAAAAGAGUAGAAUAGUUAUUGCUUCGUCAAUUUCUCAGUGUGGCAAGAUUCGAAGCUGGAAAGACCUUCAUUACCAGAAUCGGUCAUAUAGUGCGGAUGCUUCAUACAGUGAAUCAAAGCUUUUAGAUGCUAUGCUUUCUAUGGAAAUGGCAGAUCGGCUUCAAAAAGCUGGAUUCGGAACCAAUCAAAUCACUUGCAAUUGCCUCGACCCGGGGACCGUUAAUACAAAGAUGCUGUUGGCGGGUUGGGGGGCAUGUGGAAUUCAUGUCGAGGACGCACUCGACCAGACGUGGCUAUGUACUUCCGAAGAAGUAGAGAAUGAAACGGGGAAAUAUUUCGUGUACCAGAAGGAUCGCUCUGCUCAGUCGUCUGCUUACGAUCAAAACGAACGCAACAAAAUGUGGGCGCUAUUGUCAGAGCUUGCUCCAGAAGCAGCAGCAAUGUGGACAUUUGACUGGUAUAAAUGACUACGUUGAUUUUAUAAUAAGUAAAAUGGUUUGGAUUGG